Molecule: messenger RNA, 3047 nt
Organism: Synchiropus splendidus (mandarinfish)
Lineage: Eukaryota; Metazoa; Chordata; Actinopteri; Syngnathiformes; Callionymidae
Gene: pcdh1g22
Product: protocadherin 1 gamma 22
Exons: 1
Coding region: 231-2720 (829 amino acids)
Biological process (GO): homophilic cell-cell adhesion
Cellular component (GO): plasma membrane
Molecular function (GO): calcium ion binding
Source: RefSeq, a predicted model, not a curated record
CCAAUCACAUAGAGAGCUGUACAAAGAGAUCUACUCUCUCUCUUUCUUUCUCUCGCUCACGCUCGCGCGCUCACAGCUCAGCUUCAUCGUUCAUGCGCUCUAACAGUGCAGGAGAGGAGGGGUCUCUCCACGCACAAAGAAUGCUCGUUUCUCCUUGUUAUACGGACGCCUCUAUACUGGACUACACAUCCUUCUAUGCCUCGUUAAAGGAGCGAUUGGAAUGAAACGAUAUGGGAUUUAUGCAAAGAGGAAUAAUGCGGAGAAGAUUGCCGGCGUGGCAGGUGUUGGUGUGGUGGUAUCACUUCUCCCUGGUGUGGAAUACAAUAGACGGGCAGAUUCGCUACAGCAUCCCGGAGGAACUGAAGCAAGGCUCUGUGGUAGGAAACCUAGCUAAAGAUUUGGGGCUGGCGCUGCCCGAACUGCAUAGACGCAAACUGCGAAUAACGUCGGAGGCUGGGAAGCAAUAUUUCAGGGUGGACCUGGGGAAGGGAGAGCUGCUGGUGACUGACAGGAUCGACAGGGAGGAACUGUGUGCACAAAGACCGACGUGCGUGAUGCCCUUAGAGCUCGUCAUAGAUAACCCUUUACAGCUGUACAGAGUGGAAAUUGAAAUCCUGGACACGAAUGACAAUUCUCCAAGUUUCCCGACGAAAGAAAAUGUGGUGAAAAUUGCAGAGCUGGUGACGGCAGGAGCGCGAUACCCUUUAGACAGCGCGCAUGACCCUGACGUUGGCUCUAACGCUGUUCGAGCAUAUCUCAUCAGCAAAAACGACCAUUUUAAAUUGACUGUUAAAAACCAUAAAGACGGUAGAAAGAUUCCAGAGUUAGUGCUAGAGAAACCUCUUGACAGAGAAAAGCUGCCUGUGCAUAAUCUCAUUCUCACCGCGGUAGACGGCGGUGAUCCGGUGCGUUCAGGGACGUCUGAAAUUAGAGUCGUAGUGCUGGACAAUAACGAUAACGCCCCGGAAUUUGAGAAACAGUUGUAUGAAGCAAAUGUAAGCGAAAAUGCAGCACCAGGAAAAGAAAUAGUUCACGUUAAAGCAACAGAUGCAGAUGAAGGGCUUAAUGGAGAGGUUGAAUAUUUCUUUGCAGAUCGGACGUCUGAUGUGAUCUUGUCGUUAUUUGACAUUGAUCCUACUACUGGUGCUGUUGUUGUCAAAGGGAGUCUAGACCAUGAAACAAGCCCAGUACAUAGGUUUGAUAUCACAGCAAAAGACAAAGGUAAUCCAGAAAUGGAGGGUCACUGCAGUGUAGAAAUAAAAAUAAAUGAUGUUAAUGAUAAUGUUCCUGAAAUUAUUGUCACUUCUUUAACCUCGCAAGUGCCAGAAGAUUCUGCUGUUGGAACGGUGAUAGCGUUGAUCAGUGCAAAAGACCCAGAUUCAGGUGAAAAUGGUAAAGUAACACUGAGUUUACCGAGCAAAAGCCCAUUCAGAAUAAUCCCAUCUGUCUCAAAUCAUUACUCACUAGUGACAAACGGACCACUGGACAGAGAAAGGAAAAGUCAGUAUGACGUCAAAAUUAAAGCACAGGAUUCUGGGAAACCCCCUUUAUCAAGUGAAAAAAAUAUAAUGGUUGAUCUGUUAGAUGUAAAUGACAACGCACCCAUUUUCUCUUUGCCUUCGUAUGUUGUUUAUAUAAAGGAAAAUCAUGCUCCUGGAAUCAUCAUUUGCUCUGUGUCAGCUACUGACUCUGACUCAGGGGAGAACGCUAAAAUCUCUUACUCCAUUCUGGACUCUAAGGUUCAGGAGGUGUCAGUCUCAUCUUAUGUUUACAUCAACUCAGAUAACGGCAGCAUCUACAGCAUGCACUCGUUUGACUAUGAGAAGCUGAAGGUGUUUGAGAUUCAGGUCCAGGCAAAGGAUCAGGGCUCUCCGUGUCUCAGCAGCAACACCACCGUCCAUGUGUUCAUCCUGGACCAGAACGACAACGCCCCCUCUGUCAUUUACCCGUCCUCUGCUGCCCUGGGCUCCCUCUCUCAUCAGAGGAUGCCCCGCUCCGCUAAAGCCGGUCACCUGGUUACCAAGGUGACGGCCGUGGAUGCUGACUCGGGUCAUAACGCCUGGAUCUCCUACAAAGUGGCGGAGGCCACGGACGCUUCUCUGUUCACGGUCAACCAGUACACAGGGGAGGUGAGGACUAAACGCUCCGUGUCCGAGCACGACGACUCCUCUCAGAGACUCCUCAUAGAGAUCAGAGACGAUGGGGAACCGGUCCAGUCCGCCACCGUCACCGUGUCCAUCCUGCUGGAGGACGGGCUCCAUGAGCCCAUCUUGGACCUGAGACACAAAGUGUCCGAGCCCAGCAAGAAGAGCGACAGACUGGCCCUGUAUCUGAUCCUGUCUCUGGCCUCGGUGUCCGUGCUGUCGCUGGUGACUUUCCUCAUCUUAGCGGUCAAAUGCAUGAGGAGCAGCAGAAGCAGCGGCGCUUGCUGCAUGAGACGCUCAGACUGUGAGGAUUACAAGAACCCCAACAGAAACCUGCAGAUCCAGCUCAACACUGAUGGACCUAUCAAGUACGUGGAGGUCCUGGGAGGAGACAUGAUGUCUCAGAGUCAGUCCUUCAGGUCCUGCAUGUCUCCCAUGUCAGAGUACAGUGAUUUCACACUGAUCAAGCCCAGCAGCACCACUGACUUUAAGGAGGUGAUCAGUGUCCUGGAUGCUUCUUUACCGGACAGCACCUGGACCUUUGAGAGCCAGCAGGUGAGCAGAUAUCACUCAUAAGAUGCAGUGUAUUAUGUAUGUGCCUUAAAAUGUCACACAUAGCGCGCUUCCUCAGUGAUUGCUAACAAGAGCACGAAUGGUGUUUCAUUUCAAAAGACUGAAAUGAAAGCAACUUUUGUUGCUCUUCUAUCAGAGCGACUACAUACAACAAAUUUGUUCAAAGGAGGUUAAGAAGGAUGGUGGCUCAUUUUGUGAUUACUCUAUCUCUUCGAGAAGAGACCAGCGGUGGGUGAACUUGAAAUCAUGAUCAAUUUCACUUGCAAGGAGAGGGUUCACAGAAAUGUAUCUGGCUGUGAAGAGCUUCUGAAGGGGAGCGCCCACAUUAAA